This is a messenger RNA of Magnolia sinica, 758 nucleotides long. RefSeq names its product autophagy-related protein 8f-like. The coding region runs from base 145 to 513 and encodes 122 amino acids. Lineage: Eukaryota; Viridiplantae; Streptophyta; Magnoliopsida; Magnoliales; Magnoliaceae. The transcript has 6 exons. The record is from RefSeq and is a predicted model, not a curated record. Gene Ontology annotation, biological process: cellular response to nitrogen starvation.
CGUAGUGGGUCUGGCCUCUUUGUUAUAUAUCGAUAUUCCACGCAGCGUAGGCGCCACUUUAUCUUCAUCAAAGCAUCCCACGCGCAGCAGCGGCAGACCCAUCUCCAAGAUAGAAAGGAAAUUUCCAUUCGAAGCGAUUAGGAGAUGGCAAAAAGUUACUUCAAGCAAGAGCAUGAUCUCGAGAAAAGGCGUGCUGAGGCUGCUAGAAUUAGGGAGAAAUAUCCAGACAGGAUUCCUGUGAUAGUAGAGAAGGCUGAGAGAAGUGAUGUCCCGAACAUUGACAAGAAGAAGUACCUAGUCCCAGCGGACCUGACUGUGGGGCAGUUUGUCUAUGUUAUUCGCAAGAGAAUAAAACUAAGUGCUGAGAAGGCUAUCUUCAUUUUCGUGGACAAUGUCCUCCCUCCUACAGGUGCGGUGAUGUCGACAAUAUACGAUGAGAAGAAGGAUGAAGAUGGAUUUCUAUAUGUUACAUACAGUGGAGAGAACACAUUUGGAGUCGAGAUUCUGCAUUAGCACCCCAACCAUGCAUAUAUAAUGAUGAACUCGUGUUUUCCUUUUCUUCGUUGAUGCGUCUUCGCCUUAGCUUUUUUCCAUUCUUGCAUCCAUGUUAUUGCGAUCCAAUUGCAGUAUAUGCCCAUAUAAGACCCUCAUAGGUGAUUAAUUUGUACAGUGUGCUGUACAUAGCUUUCAAAGGGAUUCCAUAAAGAUGUUAAAAACCUGCUAAAGUUGCUUCAAAUGAUCACUUUUCUACUUGUUUC